Clonostachys rhizophaga is the source of this 1695-nucleotide messenger RNA. The record is from the annotation of a GenBank genome assembly. Lineage: Eukaryota; Fungi; Ascomycota; Sordariomycetes; Hypocreales; Bionectriaceae.
AUGAGAUCACUCAGCAUCAACAUGCCUCAUCUGCAGCGCAAUGAGAAUUCCAAGCAGCUCAUAGUCAAUGGGCGCCCGUUUCUCAUACGAGCGGGCGAACUCCAAAACUCUUCAUUGACGUCGGUCGAGUACAUGGAGCCAGUCUGGCAAAAGAUGAUCGAUACAAAUAUCAACACUCUGCUGGGCUGCGUAACCUGGGAGAUGAUAGAGCCUGAAGAAGAUGCUUUUGACUUUUCUAUUCUCGACGAGAUUAUUCUCGCAGCACGAAAGCACUCGAUGCAUCUUGUGCUACUCUGGUUCGGCUCAUUUAAAAACGGGCUUUCGACAUACGUGCCACCGUGGGUUAAGCAGAACGCUAAGCGAUUCCCCCGAGCUAAACUACGCAAAGCUGGCGGUCGACUUGAAACUGCCGAUGUUCUAUCACUCUUCCAUCCAGAGUCUCGCAACGCUGAUGCUAAGGCGUUCGGUGCGCUCAUGAAGCAUCUACGGGACUUGGACCGCUCUCACUCCACUGUGAUCAUGGUUCAGGUUGAGAAUGAGAGUGGCCUGUUAGGCGAUUCCCGAGAUGGGUCUGAACUGGCAGAACAGGCCUUUCGCCAACCUGUUCCACGGGACCUGGUCGAAUUCUUCACUUCAAGCUGGGAACACCUCCACGACGAUAUAAAAAAGCACAACUUAGCACACUUCAGCCCCGAAGGACUUGAAGGCGGCGACUGGGAGACCGUUUUUGGAUCAAGCCCACGUACCGAUGAACUGUUUAUGGCAUACCACUACGCUCUCUACGUCAACCAAGUCGCAGGAGCUGGCAAGUCACAAUAUCCCAUCCCGCACUACACUAAUAUGUGGAUGAACUACGCCGGGGACGAUACAGACAACGACUUUCCAGUCAUCGUGGGCGGGGGAGGUAUGCCGGGGGAUUAUCCUUCCGGCGGUGCCGUGAGCAAUGUCAUGGAUGUCUGGAUGCACUUUGCGCCAAACCUGGAUUUCCUCGGUCCUGAUAUUUAUCUUAACGAUUACGACAGGUCUUGUGAGAAAUAUAGACACAGAAACCAGCCGCUCUUCGUUCCGGAACAGCGACGCGAUGACUAUGGCGCUCGGCGUAUCUGGAUUGCCUAUGGAUCCCAUGCAGCGAUUGGCGUGGCUCCCUUUGGCGUUGACACUGUAGAGCCAGCCAACAAUCCCUUUACCAAGCAUUACGGGCUCCUUAAGUCAGUGUCAGCUAUUGUCCUUGAAGCCCAGCGUCUACCAAACUCAUCAGUUGGCUUCUGCUUCGACGAGAUACCAAAUGGCUCAUCGAACAGUAUGUCUCACCCUGUAAAGCGGAGCUGGGGAGAUUUCGACAUCACAAUUGAUCGAUGUUUCGUCUUUGGAAAGCCAGGACCAGGGGCAGGCAUGGUUAUUCAUCGGGGGCACGGCAAGUUUCUGUUGAUUGGAUGGGGAUUCCAUGUCAGCGCAAAGAGUUCAUUGCGGAAUGCAACAUUCACGGGGAUCCUGAAAGCCGAGGAAAAGGCCGUUGAUGAUGAAGAAACAGGCCGUCUACGGGUGGUGCGUGUCUUGAAUGGAGAUGAGACUAGAAGUGGCAGUUUUGCCAUGAUGCCUAAUGAGGACCCUGAUUAUGACGGCUUUCCUAUCUCUGUUACUGUCCCAGCCAGGACAAUGAUUGCUGAGGUAACCUUUUACUCUAUCUCUGAGUAG